AAACCGAAGGUGGACACUGUUAAGUCGUUCUUGAGUAGCGGCUGUUGGUGAACCUAUUCUCCAGCGUGUCUCGAUCUUCCUAGUGAACGUGUCAAUUACGGUGUAGUUAGUGUGUAAAUUAGUACAAGGACAUUGAAGAAAUAUGGGCGAGAAAAGCGUAUCCGAUACUGGAGGUAAUAAACAUCAGAAAGACAAGGCUCCGAAUAUCCCCAAGAGUGGCCACGAGGUACGUAAAAACAUGGAACGUGGUCUGCACGAGCGGGAUCGUGUUGGUGUCCAGGACUUCGUUCUCCUCGAGGAUUUCGAGAGCGAGGUGGCUUUUAUCGAUAAUCUACAAAAGCGUUUCAAUGAGAAUCUAAUCUAUACAUAUAUUGGUCAAGUGCUGAUAUCAGUGAAUCCCUACAAGAAAUUACCAAUUUAUAAUCCAGAAACUAUUCAGUACUAUCACGGAAGAAACUUCUUUGAGGCUGCACCACACAUUUUUGCGCUUGCUGAUACUGCUUAUCAGUCUUUGUUGAAGGAGAAUUUGGAUCAAUGUAUUCUCAUCUCUGGCGAAUCCGGUUCAGGAAAAACUGAAGCUUCGAAAAAAGUACUAGAGUUUAUUGCGGCUGCCACCGGUCACAAGAAACAAGUGGAAGAAGUAAAUGAUAAAUUAAUCGGUAGUAAUCCGGUGCUCGAAGCUUUCGGAAACGCGAAGACUAAUCGGAAUGAUAAUUCAUCGCGUUUUGGCAAGUACAUGGAUAUCCAAUUUAAUUUUCAGGGAGAUCCAAUCGGUGGAAACAUUUUGAAUUAUCUACUCGAGAAAUCACGAGUAGUGCAUCAAUCUUUAGGAGAACGUAAUUUCCAUAUAUUUUAUCAAUUAAUAGCCGGAGCUAAUGAGGAAACUUUGCGGAAAUUAUAUCUAAAAAAAAACUUAGAUACAUAUUAUUAUCUCAGUAAUGGAACAAAAGACACUAUAAAUAAUAUCGAUGAUGUUUCUCAAUAUAAUGAAGUUAUGAAAGCAAUGAAAACCAUGGAAAUGAGUCAAAAAGAACAGGAUGACUUAUUUGCAAUAGUGGCAUCAGUAUUACAUAUGGGAAAUGUUGGUUUUACCGAAGAAGAUGGUGUCGCGCAAAUUUUGAAGCCAGCUUCUGUUGAAGCUGUUGCUUCGUUAUUGGGUUGCGACAUCAAACAAUUAGCAGAGGCUUUUACAAAUCGCACUAUAGAUGCUCAUGGUGAUGUGGUUAUUUCUCCACUAAACAGAGAAUUUGCCAUUUAUGCACGAGAUGCAUUAGCAAAAGCUGUAUAUGAUAGAUUGUUCACAUGGCUGGUGACUAGAUUGAAUAAAUCUUUGCAACCUAUUAAUAAUCCUAAAAAGAAAAUGGUCAUAGGAAUUUUGGAUAUUUAUGGUUUCGAAAUUUUUCAGAAGAACAGCUUCGAACAAUUUUGUAUAAAUUACUGUAAUGAGAAAUUACAACAACUAUUUAUUCAAUUAACGUUAAAGUCAGAACAAGAGGAAUAUUUAAGAGAAGGAAUAACAUGGGAAAAUGUUCAAUAUUUUAAUAAUAAAGUUAUAUGUGAUUUAAUUGAAGAAAAAUAUAAAGGUAUAAUAUCUUUAAUGGAUGAAGAAUGUCUUCGUCCUGGAGAACCAACAGAUUUAAGUUUUCUGGAAAAAUUAAAUGUAAACUUAAACAAUCAUCCCCACUAUAUAAGCCAUAUGAAAGCGGAUCUACAAACGCAAAAAGUUAUGGGGCGUGAUGAAUUCAGAUUAGUGCAUUAUGCUGGCGAAGUAACAUAUAAUGUUCGUGGGUUUCUUGAGAAGAAUAAUGAUUUAUUAUAUAGAGAUUUACGUGAAGUAAUGUCACAUACGACGAAUUCAAUUAUUAAGAACGUGUUUGAUGUAAAAGAUUUGACAAGCAAAAAACGACCAGAUACCGCUAUUACACAAUUUAAAAAUAGUUUAAAUAAUUUAGUGGAAAUUCUUAUGGGGAAAGAACCUUCAUAUAUUCGUUGUAUAAAACCUAAUGAUUAUAAAAUGCCCAAUCAAUUCAACGAUAAAAUUAUCUUGCAUCAAGUAAAAUAUUUAGGUCUUAUGGAAAAUCUAAGAGUGAGACGAGCUGGUUUUGCCUAUAGAAGACCAUAUAAACAAUUUCUACAACGUUAUAAAUCUUUAUGUCCACAAACGUGGCCUAACUAUCAUGGUUCUGCUAAAGAAGGUGUACAAAUCCUCGUAUGUCAUCUUGGUUUCGAACAAGAUGAAUAUAAGAUGGGCAACACAAAAUUAUUCAUUCGAUUCCCUAAAACAUUAUUCGAUACGGAAGAUGCUUUUCAAAUGAAGAAACAUGAUAUAGCUGCUAUUAUUCAAAGUAAAUGGAAAUGUAUACUAAUAAGACGAAGAUAUCUUCAUUUGAGACAGGCAGCAAUAGUUUUUCAAAAGUAUAUUCGAAGAUGGUUAGCAAAACGUGAAGCUGAAAAGAGACGAAAAGCAGUUAUUACUAUUCGACGAUUCAUCGAAGGAUUCAUUACACGAAAUGGGCCACCAACUGAAAUUAAUGUUGCUUUUCUCGAAUUAGGAAAAAAACAAUGGUUAAUUAAACUCUCUAAAACACUUCCAGUUGGUAUUUUAAAUAAUCAUUGGCCACCAUGUCCAUAUAUUUGUCGAGAAGCUUCUGAACAUUUACGUAUCAUGUACAAAAAAUGGAAAGCACGUAAUUACAGAUUAGCUUUGUCAAAAACAGAUAAAAAACAGUUCGAAUUAAAAAUUUUAGCUGAAUUUUUAUUCAAAGACAAAAAGAAAUCGUAUGCAAAAAGUUUUGGACAAAAAUUCCAAAUUGAUCGACUUGGUGCCGAACACAUAAUGUUGAAAGAAAACUUUAUUAAUAAUAUUCUUUCCAGAGAUGAAACUAUACAAUAUAUAACUCCUGUUAUUAAAUAUGAUCGACAUGGUUACAAGCCCCGCGAAAGAGUACUAAUUUUAACAGAAAAUGCUGUAUAUAUUUUAGACAUCUUAAAAACAUUCAAACUUAAACAUCGUUUACCUUAUAAAUCCAUUUUAGAAUUAGUUGUUACUGGAGAAUCAGAUAAUUUAUUGAUUGUUAGGAUACCACCCGAAUUAAAAAAGGACAAGGGUGAUUUAAUUUUGGAAGUGCCACAUAUAAUAGAAGCAUUAACAAAAGCAAUUGAUAUUACUAACAAUCCAAAUAUUCUUAAAAUUGUUAAUACAGAAUCAGUCUCACAUAAACUAGUCAGCGGUAAAGAAGGUGUAAUCGAAUUCAGAACUGGUACAACUCCAGCCAUUAGUAAAAACAGACAAAGCGGACAUUUACUAGUGGUGGCCUCUCCAUAAUAUCCAAACAAUAUUUUAAAUGAUCUUGUACUUA
Messenger RNA from Apis laboriosa (Himalayan honeybee), 3359 nucleotides. It is a transcript of the gene Myo61F, whose product is annotated as unconventional myosin IC. Gene Ontology annotation, molecular function: actin filament binding; microfilament motor activity; ATP binding. The transcript is spliced from 21 exons. Bases 143 to 3325 code for a protein of 1060 amino acids. Lineage: Eukaryota; Metazoa; Arthropoda; Insecta; Hymenoptera; Apidae. Gene Ontology annotation, cellular component: plasma membrane; microvillus; myosin complex. The record is from RefSeq and is a predicted model, not a curated record. Gene Ontology annotation, biological process: vesicle transport along actin filament; actin filament organization.